Messenger RNA from Carlito syrichta (Philippine tarsier), 2433 nucleotides. RefSeq names its product interphotoreceptor matrix proteoglycan 1 (gene IMPG1). The record is from RefSeq and is a predicted model, not a curated record. Gene Ontology annotation, biological process: visual perception. Lineage: Eukaryota; Metazoa; Chordata; Mammalia; Primates; Tarsiidae. The transcript is spliced from 17 exons.
AUGGUGCUCCAUAUGCAGCUGGCCACCUCUGGGGAAGUCAGUGGAAGCCCACCCAUCAAAAAGGUCCUAGGGGAGGGGACAGAGCCAAGCUCCAUUUCCAGCAGACACUCCAGCCCUGUCUCUCCUCCAGAGGUGGCAGCUUUCACAUUGUAUAUCUCCAUUAACAUAGACCAUUCUGAAACCAAAGACAUAGACAAUGCCCCAAGAAUGGAAACAACGGAAAUUACUGAAAAAAUGUACCGAGUGUCCACUAUGAGGCGAAUAUUCAAUCUGGCAAAGCAUCGAACAAAAAGAUCAGCAUUUUUCCCGGCGGGGGUUAAAGUCUGUCCUCAGGAAUCCAUGAAACAGAUUUUAGCCAGUCUUCAAGCCUAUUAUAGAUUGAGAGUGUGUCAGGAAGCGGUAUGGGAAGCAUACCGGAUCUUUCUGGAUCGCAUCCCUGACACAGGGGAAUACCAGGACUGGGUUGACAUCUGCCAGCAGGAGACCUUCUGCCUCUUUGACAUUGGGAAAAACUUCAGCAACUCCCAGGAGCACCUGGAUCUUCUCCAGCAGAGAAUGAAACAGAGGAGCUUCCCUGAGAGAAAAGAUGAAAUAUCUACAGAGAAGACAUUGGGAGAGCCUGGUGAAACAGUUGUAAUUUCCACAGAUGCCGCCACUGUCUCACCCGGGCCCUUCCCUCUCACUCCUGAUGACACACUCCUCAAUGAAAUUCUCGAUGACACCCUCAACGGCACCAAGAUGCUUACAACAGAAAGAGAGACAGAAUUCACCGUGUCGGAGGGUCCUCUGGAACAAAAGGUGGAGUUCAGCAUCUCUCUGACUAACCAGAAGUUCAAGGCAGAGUUCACCGAUCCCCAGUCCCCAUAUUACCAGGAGCUCGCAGUGAAGGCCCAGCUUCAGAUACAGAAGGUACUCAAGAAACUUCCAGGAUUCAAAAAACUCCAUGUGUUAGGAUUUAGACCAAAGAAAGAAAAAGAUGGUUCCAGCUCCACAGAGAUGCAACUUACGGCCAUCUUUAAGAGAGACAGUGCAAGUGACCUCCUGUCUUUGGAUUCCAACAAAAUUGAAAGUGAGGGAGUUCAUCGUGAAACCAUGGAGGAGGGCAAGCCACCAGAAGUCUAUCUCACGGCUGUAGACCUCAAAAAGCUGAUCAGCAAAGUGCUAGAGGAAGAACAAUCCUUGGAUAUGGGGACAAUUCAGUUCACUGAUGAAAUUGUUGGUUCACUGCCAGACACUGGUCCUGAUAUCCAAACAGGACUGUCUACGCCCCUUGCUGACAUCACAGAGGAUGUUGCUUGGAGUCCAGAACUUCCUCUCGGUGAACCCAGUCUUGAGGCAGUGGACGAAGCAGAGCACGGUCUACCUGACAUCUCCUGGUCUCCACCUGCUGUGGCCUCUUCCACCCUGUUGGAAACACUGCCUUUCUCAACUGCAUCGAGCAUCUUCUCGUUGACUGAUCAAAGCGCUACAGACAUCGUGUCCGUAGGCCAGACGGUACUUGGCCCAGGGCUGGCCAUCCCCACCACUGAUUAUCCUGCCAUCGUCCAAGUGGCCCCGCCUACAUCUUCAGAUGACAGCCGGUUGAGAGCAGGCAUCCAAGAGACGGAUCUGUCCACCAUUCCUGCCCUGUCUGGUGCACCAGGACUCCCUGGGUACAUCUCUACCUCGGAACAUUUUCUGGAGGAUUCCACACCUGUCCCAGCUUUACAGUACCUCACCACUAGCACCAUGACCACUGCCAUCAAGGGCCGAGAGCUGGUGGUGUUCUUCAGCCUGCGUGUGGCCAACAUGCAUUUCUCUGAUGACCUGUUCAACAAGAGCUCUCUGGAAUACCAAGCUCUGGAGCAACAAUUCACAGAGCUGCUGGUUCCGUAUCUACGCUCCAAUCUCACAGGAUUUAAGCAACUUGAGAUACUCAACUUCAGAAAUGGGAGUGUGAUUGUGAACAGCAAGAUGAAGUUUGCCAAGUCGGUCCCCUACAACCUCACCAAGGCCGUGCACGGGAUCUUGGAGGACUUCCGUUUUGCAGCAGCCCAGCAACUUGAUCUGGAAAUAGACAGCUACUCCCUCGACGUUGAACCAGCGGAUCAAGCAGAUCCCUGCAAAUUCCUGGCCUGCGGUGAGUUCGCCCAGUGUGUCAAGAACCAGCGGACCGAGGAAGCAGAGUGUCGCUGCAGACCGGGCUACGAGAGCCAGCAGGGCCGGGGCCACCUGGAGCCAGGACCCUGUGCCCCUGUCCUGCAGGAGUGCCGAGGCCACCAAGGACAGGGGACUCCAUGCAGGUCACCAGAUCACUCUAAAAAUCAAGCAUAUGAAGCUCGUGUUAAAAAGUUCCAACAUCAACAAAAUAACAAGGUAACCCAGAAAAGAAAUUCUGAAUUACUGACAGCAGAAUAGGAAGAAUGUAACCACCAAGAUAGGGAAGGAAAUUAA